Molecule: messenger RNA, 503 nt
Organism: Trypanosoma cruzi
Lineage: Eukaryota; Euglenozoa; Kinetoplastea; Trypanosomatida; Trypanosomatidae
Product: succinate dehydrogenase flavoprotein, putative
Exons: 1
Biological process (GO): mitochondrial electron transport, succinate to ubiquinone
Molecular function (GO): succinate dehydrogenase (quinone) activity; electron transfer activity; flavin adenine dinucleotide binding
Source: RefSeq, a predicted model, not a curated record
AUGCUUCGCCGCAUAUUUGCCCGCUUCUCCCCGAAGCUGAGUAAGGCGUACCCGAUGAUUGACCACACCUUUGACUGUGUGGUGGUUGGUGCCGGUGGUUCAGGGCUUCGUGCUGCGAUGGGCGUUGCCGCGUCCGGCUACGACGUGGCAUGCAUCUCUAAACUCUAUCCAUCAAGGUCACACACCAUUGCUGCCCAGGGCGGCAUCAACGCAGCACUUGCCAACUGUGAGGAGGACGACUGGCGUUGGCAUGUGUACGAUACCGUGAAGGGAAGUGACUGGCUGGGGGAUCAGGAUGCAAUUCAGUACAUGUGCCAAGAAGCUCCGUGUGUGGUCUCAGAACUAGAGAGCAUGGGACUUCCCUUCUUGCGUACAAAAGAUGGAUUUAUUUAUCAACGUGCAUUUGGCGGCCAAUCUAUUCACUUUGGUGGAAAACAGGCGCGCCGGACGUGUGCCGCGUCGGACCGCACGGGACACGCAAUGCUCCACACACUCUAUGGGCA